AUGCAUUGGCCUCCUGUGGCCGAAAAUAGUACACCCUCGAAAGUGGCGAAGCCGUCCCGAUCACAAGUAUCACAUACCAUUAAUCUAAUUGAUACUCCCGGCCACGCAGAUUUUACAUUCGAGGUUCUUCGUUCCUUGAGAAUUCUUGAUGGCGCCGUGUGUAUCCUUGAUGGUGUGGCAGGGGUAGAAGCUCAAACCGAGAAAGUAUGGAAACAGGCAAACAAUUACAGUAUUCCCAGAAUUGCUUUCGUCAAUAAGCUUGAUCGUGAAGGAGCUGCCUUUGCAAGAACUGUCCAAGAAAUCGGAUCAAGGCUUCGAGGUUGGCCUGCGGUUUGUCAGAUCCCGUGGUGGGAAAGUGGCAAGGGCAAGUUUAUGGGAGUUGGCGAUGCAGUUGACCUUUGUGCUCUGAAAUGGGAAGAGGGCAGUGACGGUAAAUCGAUUCAACAUUUCACUCUUCAGCAGCUGCAGAAAGAUGAACCAGAGUUCGCUGACGAGGUCGUCAAGGCACGAGCUGCACUCGUAGAAGCAUUGUGCGAGUUUGACGACGGACUCCUUGAAACCUGGUUGGAAUGUAAUGAUGAUAGCCUACUCAUAUCACCAGAUGACAUCAUUAAGAGCCUACGAAAAUGCGUUCUUGAUGGUUCUGGUAAGCUCAUACCAGUCUUUGCUGGAGCAAGUUUCAGGAACAUCGGGGUUCAACCACUCCUUGAUGCCAUCAACAACCUCCUACCGAACCCUACCGAGAGGCCAGAGCCAGAAGUACGACUAGGCAGCCUGCAUGGCAGUUUAACCCAGCUUCUAGAAGGAAAGCUAGACCUCGCUGCAGCACAAGAGAGACAGAUUUCUAAGAGAUCUAACCCUCGAACUUCUCUUAUCGCCCAGCUCGAAGCUUGUGCGCUCGCUUUCAAAGUAGUUAAUGAUCCACGACGCGGUGUACUAGUCUAUAUCAGGGUAUACUCUGGCACAGUCAAGCGAAACACUGCCUUGUGGAAUACGAAUCUUCAUGUUUCUGAGAGAGCCCAGAGACUUUUACAAAUGUACGCAUCUGAUGCGGUAGAAAUACAAAGCAUUCCAGCUGGUCAAAUUGGUGUUAUUGCCGGUUUAAAACAUGCUCGUACGGGCGAUACCUUAUUGUCUUAUACAGGAGCUCAUCCAAAAAAUGGCCCGCCAGCACCACUGAAUAUUCUUCAGUUACGCCCGAUCGAUGUCCCUCCACCAGUAUUUUUUGCCGCAAUAGAACCGCACAGCCUAAGUGAAGAGAAAAAUGUUGCCGAGAUUUUACAACUCUUGUUGAGAGAAGACCCGAGUCUUCAUGUCAAUGUCGAUGAAGAGUCUGGCCAAAUGCAGCUGAGCGGUAUGGGCGAGCUGCACCUGGAAAUCGCCAGAGAUCGACUCGUGAAUGAUUUCAAGGCUAAGGCAACCAUGGGCAACAUUGAAAUCGGCUACCGUGAAUGUGUUUUAUCCCCUACAUCAACUCAUAGGUACAUUUUUGAUCGUGAGGUUGCUGGGAAGAAAGGGAAAGCAGGGUGCGAAGCUAGUAUUAGUCCGGAUGAGCAGCCGCUAGAAGACUCUGACCAUACUAUGCAUAUCGAUGGAAACACAAUCACAAUUCGAAUUCCAAAGCCUGCUAAGAAUGAUGGAAGCGAUGGAACCCUGAUAUUGCCUUCCGACAUGACUCUCGCCGAGGUCCAUACUGCUUUGCUUAAUGGGGCUGUCGCGGGUCUAGCCCGUGGUCCACGUCGGGCAUUCCCGCUCCAUUCUGCGCAUGUGCUGCUAAAGUUCGAUACCAUCGAAGAUGUUUUUGGCUCUGACACUACUUCUGCUGCAUUAUCUUCUGCAUCAAGGCAUGCUGUACAAGCUGGUCUCAAGGAAGCGUUCCAGGCAAACUCUAUUGGACUAAUGGAGCCUGUCAUGAAUGUAGUUAUCAGCUGCGACGAAUCAUCCCUCGGCGCAAUUGUCCAUGAUCUCUCAUCUGCUCGCGGUGGCCAUGUACUAUCACUCGAAAAUGAUAAUGAGGUAGAAGAUCCAGAAGGCGAGCUGUCUCCGGUUGAUAUAUCCAGAGUUUACACUCCUCCAGAUCCAUUUGCCUCAGAAACCAGCACUGAUCCGUCAGGCCCUGGCCAGCAACGUCAAAUUACCGCCAGAGUACCAUUGAAGGAGAUGGUUGGAUAUUUGAAGCAUUUAAGGAGUAUGACUGGUGGUAGAGGAACAUUUAUUAUGAGUGUCGAUAGAUUCGAAAGACUCUCUGGACCAAGAGAAAAAGCUUUGUAG
Messenger RNA from Sclerotinia sclerotiorum 1980 UF-70, 2271 nucleotides. RefSeq names its product peptide chain release factor 3. Gene Ontology annotation, biological process: mitochondrial translation; ribosome disassembly. Bases 1 to 2271 code for a protein of 756 amino acids. The transcript has a single exon. Gene Ontology annotation, molecular function: GTPase activity; GTP binding. The record is from RefSeq and is a predicted model, not a curated record. Lineage: Eukaryota; Fungi; Ascomycota; Leotiomycetes; Helotiales; Sclerotiniaceae. Gene Ontology annotation, cellular component: mitochondrion.